UUAAACAAACUGCAAAGCUUCAAAGUAAAAUUUUCAUCAACAAAAAAUGCAAGAAACGCUAAAAUGGCUUCCCGUAACUUAGCCAGAAUGCUUACAUCCUUUGCGCAAGGUCCUAACCAAGUCUCUGUGCCAGCAUCGUCGUGCUUAGCAAGAUCAUGGUGUUCAGUUGAAGAGCUGAAUGUAGACCAGCAGAGGCGCUGGUCUUCAGGCCAUCAGGGGCAAGGAGGGGGCAAGGGAAGCUCGGGAGGCACCAUCAGGGAAGGCGGCGGCAGCCUAGGCCAGUUCGGGGCGGCUCAAGAAGAGGGCUACUUCCACAACAAGAAACAGGAACAACUCAAGAAAAUGAAAGACAAGCAGAAUAAGCAAAAACUGAAGAAAGAAGCGAAGAAAAAUACUCAAAACAAUCAGAACGAGGAAAAGCCUUAAUUUAGAAUUUUUUGGGAUCUUGAAAAUAUGAAUACAGAUCAUUUGGUGCCUUUA
Molecule: messenger RNA, 480 nt
Organism: Plutella xylostella (diamondback moth)
Lineage: Eukaryota; Metazoa; Arthropoda; Insecta; Lepidoptera; Plutellidae
Gene: Ai-b
Product: testis-specific ATPase inhibitor-like protein
Biological process (GO): negative regulation of ATP-dependent activity
Cellular component (GO): mitochondrion
Molecular function (GO): ATPase inhibitor activity
Source: RefSeq, a predicted model, not a curated record